Molecule: messenger RNA, 2010 nt
Organism: Quercus lobata
Lineage: Eukaryota; Viridiplantae; Streptophyta; Magnoliopsida; Fagales; Fagaceae
Product: inosine-5'-monophosphate dehydrogenase 2-like
Exons: 4
Coding region: 95-1633 (512 amino acids)
Biological process (GO): GTP biosynthetic process
Cellular component (GO): cytoplasm
Molecular function (GO): IMP dehydrogenase activity
Source: RefSeq, a predicted model, not a curated record
UCCACAUUUAUUUAACCAAUCUCACUCUCGCGCUAACCAAUAAACCCUAACUCUCUCUCUCCUCUCACUCUUUCUCUCUCUAAAAACCCUAACAAUGGCGCCGUCGGAGAUUGUCGAAGACGGGUUCGCGUCGACGCGUCUGUUCAACCAAGGCUACUCCUACACCUACGACGACGUGAUUUUCCUCCCGCACUACAUCGACUUCUCCACCGACGAUGUCUCUCUCUCCACCAACCUCACGCGCCGCCUCCCUCUCUACACUCCGAUCGUCUCUUCUCCGAUGGACACCGUCACCGAGUCCGCCAUGGCCGCCGCCGUGGCCUCGCUCGGCGGCAUCGGAAUCAUCCACCCCAACCUCUCCGCCCAGGUCCAAGCCGCCAUGGUCCGCUCCGUCAAGUCUCGCCGCGUCCCUUUCCUCUCUUCCCCUACUUUCCUCUCUCCCUCGCAUCGCAUUUCGUCCCUCGACGACUUCGACGCUUCGUCUCCGUACGUUUUGGUCACCGAAUCGGGCUCCCCGAGGUCGAAGUUCGUCGGCUACGUGUCGAAGUCCGAUUGGCUGAAUCUCGAAGACGAAAGAAAAGGUUCGGAGGUGAAAUCGUAUAUGAAGACCUCGAACGAUAUCGUUGUUCCGUGGAAUCAAAGUUUGGAUCAGAUUGAAUCGUUUUUCAAAGAGAAAGACUCGGAUUUGGGGGUUUUGGUGAGGGGAAAUGCUGACGUGGCGGCGGAGAGCGAGGUGGUGGAUGUGGUGAUGAAGGAGGAUGUGGAGAGAGUGAGAGGGAAUCCGAGAUUGGGGUUGGGGGGAACGGUGGGGCCCGACGGAGGGUGGCGGGUCGGGGCAGCAAUCGGGACGAGGGAGAACGAUAAGGAGAGAUUAGAGGGAUUGGUGAAGGAAGGAGUGGACGUGGUGGUGUUGGAUAGUUCACAAGGGAACUCAAUUUAUCAGAUUGAGAUGAUUAAGUAUGUGAAGAGAGUGUAUCCGGAGCUUGAUGUGAUUGGGGGGAAUGUAGUGACGGCUGCGCAGGCAGAGAAUUUGAUUAAGGCGGGUGUCGAUGGGUUGAGAGUCGGGAUGGGGUCCGGGUCUAUUUGUACUACGCAGGAGGUUUGCGCUGUGGGGCGCGGGCAGGCUACUGCUGUUUACAAGGUUGCUUCUAUUGCUUCAAAGUACGGUGUGCCUGUCAUUGCCGAUGGUGGAAUUUCGAAUUCUGGACAUAUUGUCAAGGCUUUGGUCCUAGGGGCAUCUACUGUAAUGAUGGGAAGCUUUUUAGCGGGAAGUGAGGAGGCUCCUGGGUCUUAUGAAUAUCAGAAUGGUCGACGGGUCAAAAAAUACAGAGGUAUGGGAUCCCUAGAAGCUAUGACUAAAGGGAGUGAUCAAAGGUAUUUGGGUGAUACAACCAAGCUAAAAAUUGCUCAGGGCGUUGUUGGAGCAGUUGCAGAUAAAGGUUCUGUUCUGAAGUUUGUACCUUACACUAUGCAAGCAGUAAAGCAGGGGUUCCAAGAUCUUGGUGCUUCCUCUCUGAAGUCUGCUCAUGAUCUCUUAAGAGGAGGGGUAUUAAGGCUAGAGGUCCGGACAGGAGCUGCGCAAGUUGAAGGUGGUGUCCAUGGCCUAGUUUCUUAUGAAAAGAAACCAUUUUGAUAUUAGACUCCCUUAUGCUUAUGUUAUUGUUGCCGUGGCUGUGUUCUGGCCGGAAAUUGUCUUUGUGGUUCACCCUGCAGCGGAAUUGCUAAUUUAUAAUGAGCAACAUUCGGGUUAACCAGACUGGCUAUCUGUUAUAUGAAGUAGUUGAUCAUUCUCCCCUGGAGGCAUCUGAAGAGAAGCACCAAAUUUUUGUUGUUGAGCAUGAUAUCUUCAAUCUGCCUUUAUUCCAUUGACAAUCAUGUGUGAGAGGAUGAUAUAUGAAUUAUUAUAGCUUUUUAUUACCUUUUUUUUAUUAAAAAAAAUAAAAAUAAAAUGUUAUCAAGCAUUAGUGAAUUUUAAUGAAUGCUCAAUAGACUAGCAACGUUUUAAGUUUA